UAGAACCCAGUGUGUCCGUGUGUCCUCCGACCAACAUGGACGCAAUGAGAGGUCUUAUUUUGUUGUUAUGGAUGUGUGCAAGCACAGGACUCACACAACAGCAAAGCCUCCAGAAUGAACCACAAAGCACGGGUCGUCUGCUGACCUCUUGCGACUUUAACGACGAAAAUCAACCGUUCUGCCAGUUCAGUCAGGACUCAACGGAUAAUGGCGACUGGACCCGACACAAGGGUCCGACCCCGACGCUGGGGACGGGUCCCUCUGGAGACUACCCUGAUGGACUGGGAUAUUACAUCUACCAAGAAGGCGACAACGUGGCAAACGGGCGUAAAGUCCGUCUGCUGAGUCCUGCGCUCUUGACAGCCGCCUCCAAUAUUUGCAUCCGGUUUCGGUACUACAUGUAUGGAUCCGACAGUCAAAACAAGUUGACGGUCCUGGCAAGGAAUUCCAGUAUGGAGUAUGAGGCAUGGAGCAAGACUGGUUUCCAGAGUCCAUCCUGGCUUGGAGGCGCCGUCACUGUGUCGAAAGCAAUCAGCGAAGCAGUCACUAUUGUGUUCGAGGCUCAGAGAGGCCUCAGCGCUUCCUGUGACUCAGCGCUGGAUAACAUCGUCAUUACGGAAGAAGCCUGUCCUGCUUGCAUUGCCAGCUGUGACUUUGACAUCUUGGGCAACCUUUGUGGGUGGUCCACUCACACAGACAACCCUGACGUAUUCGGUUUUGAGCCGUGGAUCGGCCCGACAGAUACCCAGGGCACCGGACCUGAUGAUGACUUCUCCAAACCUGGACUGGGAGCCUACAUGCUGAUGAAUUCUGCGGAUGGUAACCCUGGCGAUCAGGGUCAAAUUAGAAGUCCUGUCAUCACUCCAUCUUCCGGAUGCCUGGACCUCACGUUUUAUUACUACCUGUAUGGAACCAGCGCUAAUAUGGAGCUUAGUGUACACACCAUUAAUGUGGGUGGAACCCUCGGACCCGCUAUGUUUACCGUCAGGGGCAACAAGGGUCAAGCCUGGAAGCCCGCAGAAGUGCGCUACCUAGGAACCAGCGCCAUCCAGUUUGUUAUUGUAGGAACCUUCGGAGAGACCCCCCUGACUGAUAUUGCUGUUGAUGCUGUGUGUGUCAUGGCUUGUCAAGGUCUACUAACGACACCACUACCACCGGCGUCUACUCCAACACCAACUCCCGGAGUGACUACAGCAACACCUACAACUCCAGGACCGACAACACCAAAACCAAUCCAGUGCCCUCCAAAUGCAGACUACAUAGAAUGUGGUCCGGCUUGUAUCCCUACUUGCAUGGAACCUUCCAGCAACUGUAGUGGUUCCUGUAUCACUGGCUGCUUUUGCAAACCAGGCUUUGUCUUCAAGGGAAAACACUGCGUUCUACUGGAGAAAUGCGGUUGCCUGGAUGAUCACAAUAACUAUUACGAGCCUGGCCAGAUUGUAUUUGGAGACGGCUGCUCAAAGCUAUGUCGCUGUGCAGGGAACUACACUUUGGAAUGUGUGGAUAACUCCUGUGAUCCCACUGAGGAGUGCCGUGAGGUUAAUGGUGUUCCCGGAUGCUACCCUAAAGGUACAUCGUCAUGCAUAGCAUCUGGCGAUCCACACUACACAACUUUCGACAAACGCAAGUACAACUUCAUGGGCAACUGCAGUUAUAUGAUGGCUGGGGUCUGCAACGUAUCGUCAGCUUUGCCACUUUUUGAGGUCCACACUGACAAUGAAAACCGCUACAACAGACCCACCAUCUCUUACGUUAAGGCGGUCCAUGUGCUUUUUUUGGAUCCCAAUGGGACGUCCUCUAUCUUCCGGUGGGGCACUGUGCAUAAUGUCUCCAUCUUCAAAGGAGGCACCGUGCAUGUUAAUGGCAUAAAAGUCAACCUGCCGCUGAGUCCGUUUCCAGGUGUCUCUGUGUUCAAAUCAGGGAAACAUUACACCGUAUCCUUGGAUUUUGGUGUGACGGUGCGCUACGAUGGAAACCAUUUCACGGACAUCAAAGUGAUUAAAGACUAUAAGAACUUGCUGUGUGGACUGUGUGGAAAUUACAACGGGGACGCCAAGGACGACUUCCGCAUCCCUAAUGGCUCAUUAACCCACGAUCCUAAUGAGUUUGGACACAGCUGGAACAUGGAUCCAGAGUGUAACGCUAAGCCCAACACCACUAUUCCUGGGUGUGGGGAAGACGAGCAGACGCUGUAUGAGGGCUCAGGAUAUUGUGGCAUUAUUUUGGACAAAAAUGGUCCUUUUGCUGUGUGUCACUCCAAAGUCAACCCCAAUAGUUACUUCAAGGACUGUGUCUUUGAUCUUUGUGAGCUGGACGGAGCGCCUUCCAUCCUGUGCGAAGCCAUUGAAGCCUAUGCCACUGAGUGCCAAGAUCGCGGGGUCCCGAUCGGAUCCUGGAGGAACCAAACCUUCUGUCCUUUGAGCUGCCCACCCAACAGCCAUUACAAGCCUUGUGCAGAUCCCUGUCAGGAGACGUGUUCUGGGAGACCGCCUGGCUGCAGCGGACCAUGCACUGAGUCCUGUGUGUGUAAUCCUGGCUACAUUCUAAGUGCUGGAAAAUGCGUGAACAACAGUUCCUGUGGCUGCCAACACACCAACGGCCAGUAUUACCAGCCUGGAGAGGAGUUCUACACUGAGAACUGUACCCAGAAGUGUAGAUGUGAAGCCCCCUCUGUUUUUUGUAACCCAUCUGGCUGUCCCCCAAAGCACGAGUGUCAAGUACAGGAAGGAGAGUUGGGCUGUUUUCCUACAGGAUCAACUACACCUCAACCAACUAGUCCCGGAGUGACUUCACCUGAACCUUCAACUCCAAGACCAACAACACCAAAACCAAUCCAGUGCCCUCCAAAUGCAGACUACAUAGAAUGUGGUCCGGCUUGUAUCCCGACUUGCAUGGAACCUUCCAGCAACUGUAGUGGUUCCUGUAUCACUGGCUGCUUUUGCAAACCAGGCUUUGUCUUCAAGGGAAAACACUGCGUUCCACUGGAGAAAUGCGGUUGCCUGGAUGAUCACAAUAACUAUUACGAGCCUGGCCAGAUUGUAUUUGGAGACGGCUGCUCAAAGCUAUGUCGCUGUGCAGGGAACUACACUUUGGAAUGUGUGGAUAACUCCUGUGCUCCCACUGAGGAGUGUCGUGAGGUUAAUGGUGUUCCCGGAUGCUACCCUAAAGGUACAUCGUCAUGCAUAGCAUCUGGCGAUCCACACUACACAACUUUCGACAAACGCAAGUACAACUUCAUGGGCAACUGCAGUUAUAUGAUGGCUGGGAUCUGCAACAUAUCGUCAGCUUUGCCACCUUUCGAGGUCCACACUGACAAUGAAAACCGCUACAACAGGCCCACCAUCUCUUACGUUAAGGCGGUCCAUGUGCUUUUUUUGGAUCCCAAUGGGACGUCCUCUAUCUUCCAGUGGGGCACUGUGCAUAAUGUCUCCAUCAUCAAAGGAGGCACCGUGCAUGUUAAUGGCAUAAAAGUCAACCUGCCGCUGAGUCCGUUUCCAGGUGUCUCUGUGUUCAAAUCAGGGAAACAUUACACCGUGUCUUUGGAUUUUGGUGUGACGGUGCGCUACGAUGGAAACCAUUUCAUGGACAUCAAAGUGAUUAAAGACUAUAAGAACUUACUGUGUGGACUGUGUGGAAAUUACAACGGGGACGCCAAGGACGACUUCCGCAUCCCUAAUGGGUCAUUAACCAACGAUCCUAAUGAGUUUGGACACAGCUGGAACAUGGAUCCAGAGUGUAACGCUAAGCCCAACACCACUAUUCCUGGGUGUGGGGAAGACGAGCAGACGCUGUAUGAGGGCUCAGGAUAUUGUGGCAUUAUUUUGGACAAAAAUGGUCCUUUUGCUGUGUGUCACUCCAAAGUCAACCCCAAUAGUUACUUCAAGGACUGUGUCUUUGAUCUUUGUGAGCUGGACGGAGCACCUUCCAUCCUGUGCGAAGCCAUUGAAGCCUAUGCCACUGAGUGCCAAGAUCGCGGGGUCCCGAUCGGAUCCUGGAGGAACCAAACCUUUUGUCCUUUGAGCUGCCCACCCAACAGCCAUUACAAGCCUUGUGCAGAUCCCUGUCAGGAGACGUGUUCUGGGAGACCGCCUGGCUGCAGCGGACCAUGCACUGAGUCCUGUGUGUGUAAUCCUGGCUACAUUCUAAGUGCUGGAAAAUGCGUGAACAACAGUUCCUGUGGCUGCCAACACACCAACGGCCACUAUUACCAGCCUGGAGAGGAGUUCUACACUGAGAACUGUACCCAGAAGUGUAGAUGUGAAGCCCCCUCUGUUCUUUGUAACCCAUCUGGCUGUCCCCCAAAGCACGAGUGUCAAGUACAGGAAGGAGAGUUGGGCUGUUUUCCUACAGGAUCAACUACACCUCAACCAACAAGUCCCGGAGUGACUUCACCUGAACCUUCAACUCCAAGACCAACAACACCAAAACCAAUCCAGUGCCCUCCAAAUGCAGACUACAUAGAAUGUGGUCCGGCUUGUAUCCCUACUUGCAUGGAACCUUCCAGCAACUGUAGUGGUUCCUGUAUCACUGGCUGCUUUUGCAAACCAGGCUUUGUCUUCAAGGGAAAACACUGCGUUCCACUGGAGAAAUGCGGUUGCCUGGAUGAUCACAAUAACUAUUACGAGCCUGGCCAGAUUGUAUUUGGAGACGGCUGCUCAAAGCUAUGUCGCUGUGCAGGGAACUACACUUUGGAAUGUGUGGAUAACUCCUGUGAUCCCACUGAGGAGUGUCGAGAGGUUAAUGGUGUUCCCGGAUGCUACCCUAAAGGUACAUCGUCAUGCAUAGCAUCUGGCGAUCCACACUACACAACUUUCGACAAACGCAAGUACAACUUCAUGGGCAACUGCAGUUAUAUGAUGGCUGGGAUCUGCAACAUAUCGUCAGCUUUGCCACUUUUCGAGGUCCACACUGACAAUGAAAACCGCUACAACAGGCCCACCAUCUCUUACGUUAAGGCGGUCCAUGUGUUUGUAUUGUAUCCCAAUGGGACGUCCUCAAUCUUCCAGUGGGGCACUGUGCAUAAUGUCUCCAUCUUCAAAGGAGGCACCGUGCAUGUUAAUGGCAUAAAAGUCAACCUGCCGCUGAGUCCGUUUCCAGGUGUCUCUGUGUUCAAAUCAGGGAAACAUUACACUGUAUCCUUGGAUUUUGGUGUGACGGUGCGCUACGAUGGAAACCAUUUCACGGACAUCAAAGUGAUUAAAGACUAUAAGAACUUACUGUGUGGACUGUGUGGAAAUUACAACGGGGACGCCAAGGACGACUUCCGCAUCCCUAAUGGGUCAUUAAUCAACGAUCCUAAUGAGUUUGGACACAGCUGGAACAUGGAUCCAGAGUGUAACGCUAAGCCCAACACCACUAUUCCUGGGUGUGGGGAAGACGAGCAGACGCUGUAUGAGGGCUCAGGAUAUUGUGGCAUUAUUUUGGACAAAAAUGGUCCUUUUGCUGUGUGUCACUCCAAAGUCAACCCCAAUAGUUACUUCAAGGACUGUGUCUUUGAUCUUUGUGAGCUGGACGGAGCACCUUCCAUCCUGUGCGAAGCCAUUGAAGCCUAUGCCACUGAGUGCCAAGAUCGCGGGGUCCCGAUCGGAUCCUGGAGGAACCAAACCUUUUGUCCUUUGAGCUGCCCACCCAACAGCCAUUACAAGCCUUGUGCAGAUCCCUGUCAGGAGACGUGUUCUGGGAGACCGCCUGGCUGCAGCGGACCAUGCACUGAGUCCUGUGUGUGUAAUCCUGGCUACAUUCUAAGUGCUGGAAAAUGCGUGAACAACAGUUCCUGUGGCUGCCAACACACCAACGGCCACUAUUACCAGCCUGGAGAGGAGUUCUACACUGAGAACUGUACCCAGAAGUGUAGAUGUGAAGCCCCCUCUGUUCUUUGUAACCCAUCUGGCUGUCCCCCAAAGCACGAGUGUCAAGUACAGGAAGGAGAGUUGGGCUGUUUUCCUACAGGAUCAACUACACCUCAACCAACAAGUCCGGGAGUGACUUCACCUGAACCUUCAACUCCAAGACCAACAACACCAAAACCAAUCCAGUGCCCUCCAAAUGCAGACUACAUAGAAUGUGGUCCGGCUUGUAUCCCUACUUGCAUGGAACCUUCCAGCAACUGUAGUGGUUCCUGUAUCACUGGCUGCUUUUGCAAACCAGGCUUUGUCUUCAAGGGAAAACACUGCGUUCCACUGGAGAAAUGCGGUUGCCUGGAUGAUCACAAUAACUAUUACGAGCCUGGCCAGAUUGUAUUUGGAGACGGCUGCUCAAAGCUAUGUCGCUGUGCAGGGAACUACACUUUGGAAUGUGUGGAUAACUCCUGUGAUCCCCCUGAGGAGUGUCGUGAGGUUAAUGGUGUUCCCGGAUGCUACCCUAAAGGUACAUCGUCAUGCAUAGCAUCUGGCGAUCCACACUACACAACUUUCGACAAACGCAAGUACAACUUCAUGGGCAACUGCAGUUAUAUGAUGGCUGGGAUCUGCAACAUAUCGUCAGCUUUGCCACCUUUCGAGGUCCACACUGACAAUGAAAACCGCUACAACAGGCCCACCAUCUCUUACGUUAAGGCGGUCCAUGUGCUUUUUUUGGAUCCCAAUGGGACGUCCUCUAUCUUCCAGUGGGGCACUGUGCAUAAUGUCUCCAUCAUCAAAGGAGGCACCGUGCAUGUUAAUGGCAUAAAAGUCAACCUGCCGCUGAGUCCGUUUCCAGGUGUCUCUGUGUUCAAAUCAGGGAAACAUUACACCGUGUCUUUGGAUUUUGGUGUGACGGUGCGCUACGAUGGAAACCAUUUCAUGGACAUCAAAGUGAUUAAAGACUAUAAGAACUUACUGUGUGGACUGUGUGGAAAUUACAACGGGGACGCCAAGGACGACUUCCGCAUCCCUAAUGGGUCAUUAACCAACGAUCCUAAUGAGUUUGGACACAGCUGGAACAUGGAUCCAGAGUGUAACGCUAAGCCCAACACCACUAUUCCUGGGUGUGGGGAAGACGAGCAGACGCUGUAUGAGGGCUCAGGAUAUUGUGGCAUUAUUUUGGACAAAAAUGGUCCUUUUGCUGUGUGUCACUCCAAAGUCAACCCCAAUAGUUACUUCAAGGACUGUGUCUUUGAUCUUUGUGAGCUGGACGGAGCACCUUCCAUCCUGUGCGAAGCCAUUGAAGCCUAUGCCACUGAGUGCCAAGAUCGCGGGGUCCCGAUCGGAUCCUGGAGGAACCAAACCUUUUGUCCUUUGAGCUGCCCACCCAACAGCCAUUACAAGCCUUGUGCAGAUCCCUGUCAGGAGACGUGUUCUGGGAGACCGCCUGGCUGCAGCGGACCAUGCACUGAGUCCUGUGUGUGUAAUCCUGGCUACAUUCUAAGUGCUGGAAAAUGCGUGAACAACAGUUCCUGUGGCUGCCAACACACCAACGGCCACUAUUACCAGCCUGGAGAGGAGUUCUACACUGAGAACUGUACCCAGAAGUGUAGAUGUGAAGCCCCCUCUGUUCUUUGUAACCCAUCUGGCUGUCCCCCAAAGCACGAGUGUCAAGUACAGGAAGGAGAGUUGGGCUGUUUUCCUACAGGAUCAACUACACCUCAACCAACAAGUCCCGGAGUGACUUCACCUGAACCUUCAACUCCAAGACCAACAACACCAAAACCAAUCCAGUGCCCUCCAAAUGCAGACUACAUAGAAUGUGGUCCGGCUUGUAUCCCUACUUGCAUGGAACCUUCCAGCAACUGUAGUGGUUCCUGUAUCACUGGCUGCUUUUGCAAACCAGGCUUUGUCUUCAAGGGAAAACACUGCGUUCCACUGGAGAAAUGCGGUUGCCUGGAUGAUCACAAUAACUAUUACGAGCCUGGCCAGAUUGUAUUUGGAGACGGCUGCUCAAAGCUAUGUCGCUGUGCAGGGAACUACACUUUGGAAUGUGUGGAUAACUCCUGUGAUCCCACUGAGGAGUGUCGAGAGGUUAAUGGUGUUCCCGGAUGCUACCCUAAAGGUACAUCGUCAUGCAUAGCAUCUGGCGAUCCACACUACACAACUUUCGACAAACGCAAGUACAACUUCAUGGGCAACUGCAGUUAUAUGAUGGCUGGGAUCUGCAACAUAUCGUCAGCUUUGCCACUUUUCGAGGUCCACACUGACAAUGAAAACCGCUACAACAGGCCCACCAUCUCUUACGUUAAGGCGGUCCAUGUGUUUGUAUUGUAUCCCAAUGGGACGUCCUCAAUCUUCCAGUGGGGCACUGUGCAUAAUGUCUCCAUCUUCAAAGGAGGCACCGUGCAUGUUAAUGGCAUACAAGUCAACCUGCCGCUGAGUCCGUUUCCAGGUGUCUCUGUGUUCAAAUCAGGGAAACAUUACACUGUAUCCUUGGAUUUUGGUGUGACGGUGCGCUACGAUGGAAACCAUUUCACGGACAUCAAAGUGAUUAAAGACUAUAAGAACUUACUGUGUGGACUGUGUGGAAAUUACAACGGGGACGCCAAGGACGACUUCCGCAUCCCUAAUGGGUCAUUAAUCAACGAUCCUAAUGAGUUUGGACACAGCUGGAACAUGGAUCCAGAGUGUAACGCUAAGCCCAACACCACUAUUCCUGGGUGUGGGGAAGACGAGCAGACGCUGUAUGAGGGCUCAGGAUAUUGUGGCAUUAUUUUGGACAAAAAUGGUCCUUUUGCUGUGUGUCACUCCAAAGUCAACCCCAAUAGUUACUUCAAGGACUGUGUCUUUGAUCUUUGUGAGCUGGACGGAGCACCUUCCAUCCUGUGCGAAGCCAUUGAAGCCUAUGCCACUGAGUGCCAAGAUCGCGGGGUCCCGAUCGGAUCCUGGAGGAACCAAACCUUUUGUCCUUUGAGCUGCCCACCCAACAGCCAUUACAAGCCUUGUGCAGAUCCCUGUCAGGAGACGUGUUCUGGGAGACCGCCUGGCUGCAGCGGACCAUGCACUGAGUCCUGUGUGUGUAAUCCUGGCUACAUUCUAAGUGCUGGAAAAUGCGUGAACAACAGUUCCUGUGGCUGCCAACACACCAACGGCCACUAUUACCAGCCUGGAGAGGAGUUCUACACUGAGAACUGUACCCAGAAGUGUAGAUGUGAAGCCCCCUCUGUUCUUUGUAACCCAUCUGGCUGUCCCCCAAAGCACGAGUGUCAAGUACAGGAAGGAGAGUUGGGCUGUUUUCCUACAGGAUCAACUACACCUCAACCAACAAGUCCCGGAGUGACUUCACCUGAACCUUCAACUCCAAGACCAACAACACCAAAACCAAUCCAGUGCCCUCCAAAUGCAGACUACAUAGAAUGUGGUCCGGCUUGUAUCCCUACUUGCAUGGAACCUUCCAGCAACUGUAGUGGUUCCUGUAUCACUGGCUGCUUUUGCAAACCAGGCUUUGUCUUCAAGGGAAAACACUGCGUUCCACUGGAGAAAUGCGGUUGCCUGGAUGAUCACAAUAACUAUUACGAGCCUGGCCAGAUUGUAUUUGGAGACGGCUGCUCAAAGCUAUGUCGCUGUGCAGGGAACUACACUUUGGAAUGUGUGGAUAACUCCUGUGAUCCCACUGAGGAGUGUCGAGAGGUUAAUGGUGUUCCCGGAUGCUACCCUAAAGGUACAUCGUCAUGCAUAGCAUCUGGCGAUCCACACUACACAACUUUCGACAAACGCAAGUACAACUUCAUGGGCAACUGCAGUUAUAUGAUGGCUGGGAUCUGCAACAUAUCGUCAGCUUUGCCACUUUUCGAGGUCCACACUGACAAUGAAAACCGCUACAACAGGCCCACCAUCUCUUACGUUAAGGCGGUCCAUGUGUUUGUAUUGUAUCCCAAUGGGACGUCCUCAAUCUUCCAGUGGGGCACUGUGCAUAAUGUCUCCAUCUUCAAAGGAGGCACCGUGCAUGUUAAUGGCAUAAAAGUCAACCUGCCGCUGAGUCCGUUUCCAGGUGUCUCUGUGUUCAAAUCAGGGAAACAUUACACUGUAUCCUUGGAUUUUGGUGUGACGGUGCGCUACGAUGGAAACCAUUUCACGGACAUCAAAGUGAUUAAAGACUAUAAGAACUUACUGUGUGGACUGUGUGGAAAUUACAACGGGGACGCCAAGGACGACUUCCGCAUCCCUAAUGGGUCAUUAAUCAACGAUCCUAAUGAGUUUGGACACAGCUGGAACAUGGAUCCAGAGUGUAACGCUAAGCCCAACACCACUAUUCCUGGGUGUGGGGAAGACGAGCAGACGCUGUAUGAGGGCUCAGGAUAUUGUGGCAUUAUUUUGGACAAAAAUGGUCCUUUUGGUGUGUGUCACUCCAAAGUCAACCCCAAUAGUUACUUCAAGGACUGUGUCUUUGAUCUUUGUGAGCUGGACGGAGCACCUUCCAUCCUGUGCGAAGCCAUUGAAGCCUAUGCCACUGAGUGCCAAGAUCGCGGGGUCCCGAUCGGAUCCUGGAGGAACCAAACCUUCUGUCCUUUGAGCUGCCCACCCAACAGCCAUUACAAGCCUUGUGCAGAUCCCUGUCAGGAGACGUGUUCUGGGAGACCGCCUGGCUGCAGCGGACCAUGCACUGAGUCCUGUGUGUGUAAUCCUGGCUACAUUCUAAGUGCUGGAAAAUGCGUGAACAACAGUUCCUGUGGCUGCCAACACACCAACGGCCAGUAUUACCAGCCUGGAGAGGAGUUCUACACUGAGAACUGUACCCAGAAGUGUAGAUGUGAAGCCCCCUCUGUUCUUUGUAACCCAUCUGGCUGUCCCCCAAAGCAUGAGUGUCAAGUACAGGAAGGAGAGUUGGGCUGUUUUCCUACAGGAUCAACUACACCUCAACCAACUAGUCCCGGAGUGACUUCACCUGAACCUUCAACUCCAAGACCAACAACACCAAAACCAAUCCAGUGCCCUCCAAAUGCAGACUACAUAGAAUGUGGUCCGGCUUGUAUCCCUACUUGCAUGGAACCUUCCAGAAACUGUAGUGGUUCCUGUAUCACUGGCUGCUUUUGCAAACCAGGCUUUGUCUUCAAGGGAAAACACUGCGUUCCACUGGAGAAAUGCGGUUGCCUGGAUGAUCACAAUAACUAUUACGAGCCUGGCCAGAUUGUAUUUGGAGACGGCUGCUCAAAGCUAUGUCGCUGUGCAGGGAACUACACUUUGGAAUGUGUGGAUAACUCCUGUGAUCCCACUGAGGAGUGUCGAGAGGUUAAUGGUGUUCCCGGAUGCUACCCUAAAGGUACAUCGUCAUGCAUAGCAUCUGGCGAUCCACACUACACAACUUUCGACAAACGCAAGUACAACUUCAUGGGCAACUGCAGUUAUAUGAUGGCUGGGAUCUGCAACAUAUCGUCAGCUUUGCCACUUUUCGAGGUCCACACUGACAAUGAAAACCGCUACAACAGGCCCACCAUCUCUUACGUUAAGGCGGUCCAUGUGCUUUUUUUGGAUCCCAAUGGGACGUCCUCUAUCUUCCAGUGGGGCACUGUGCAUAAUGUCUCCAUCAUCAAAAGAGGCACCGUGCAUGUUAAUGGCAUAAAAGUCAACCUGCCGCUGAGUCCGUUUCCAGGUGUCUCUGUGUUCAAAUCAGGGAAACAUUACACCGUGUCUUUGGAUUUUGGUGUGACGGUGCGCUACGAUGGAAACCAUUUCAUGGACAUCAAAGUGAUUAAAGACUAUAAGAACUUACUGUGUGGACUGUGUGGAAAUUACAACGGGGACGCCAAGGACGACUUCCGCAUCCCUAAUGGGUCAUUAACCAACGAUCCUAAUGAGUUUGGACACAGCUGGAACAUGGAUCCAGAGUGUAAUGCUAAGCCCAACACCACUAUUCCUGGGUGUGGGGAAGACGAGCAGACGCUGUAUGAGGGCUCAGGAUAUUGUGGCAUUGUUUUGGACAAAAAUGGUCCUUUUGCUGUGUGUCACUCCAAAGUCAACCCCAAUAGUUACUUCAAGGACUGUGUCUUUGAUCUUUGUGAGCUGGACGGAGCGCCUUCCAUCCUGUGCGAAGCCAUUGAAGCCUAUGCCACUGAGUGCCAAGAUCGCGGGGUCCCGAUCGGAUCCUGGAGGAACCAAACCUUCUGUCCUUUGAGCUGCCCACCCAACAGCCAUUACAAGCCUUGUGCAGAUCCCUGUCAGGAGACGUGUUCUGGGAGACCGCCUGGCUGCAGCGGACCAUGCACUGAGUCCUGUGUGUGUAAUCCUGGCUACAUUCUAAGUGCUGGAAAAUGCGUGAACAACAGUUCCUGUGGCUGCCAACACACCAACGGCCAGUAUUACCAGCCUGGAGAGGAGUUCUACACUGAGAACUGUACCCAGAAGUGUAGAUGUGAAGCCCCCUCUGUUCUUUGUAACCCAUCUGGCUGUCCCCCAAAGCACGAGUGUCAAGUACAGGAAGGAGAGUUGGGCUGUUUUCCUACAGGAUCAACAACACCUCAACCAACAUACCCCCCAGAGACUACACCUGAUGUAACAACACCAGUAGUUUCUACACCACAACCAACAACUCCUGGAGUUACAACACCAAGUCAGUGCCCCCCAAAUGCUGACUUCAUAGAAUGUGGCCCAGCUUGUAUCCCUACUUGCAUGGAACCUUCCAGCAACUGUAGCGGCUCUUGUAUUACUGGUUGCUUUUGCAAACCAGGCUUUGUCUUCAAAGGAAAACACUGCGUGCCAUUGGAGAAGUGUGGUUGCUUGGAUGACCACAACAACUAUUACGAGCCUGGACAAAUCAUAUACGGAGACGGUUGCUCAAAGCUGUGUCGUUGUGUCGGGAACUUCACUUUUGAAUGUGAGGAUAGCUCUUGCGGUCCAACUGAGGAGUGUCGCGAGGUUAAUGGCAUCCCAGGAUGCUACACUAAAGGUUCUGCAACGUGCGUGGCGCACAGCGACCCGCACUACACAACCUUCGAUGGCAUCAUGUACAGUUUCAUGGGCAACUGUAGUUACCUGAUGUCGGCCGUCUGCAAUGCGACAGCAGUACCCGACUUCGAGGUGUACGCAGACAACGAAAAUCGCUACAACAACCCCGCCAUCUCCUAUGUGAAGGCCGUGCACGUGCACGUGCGCCAGGUCAAGGUGUCCAUCCUCAAAGGCAGCACGGUUCACGUGAAUGGGUCCAAAGUCAACCUGCCCGUGUCUCCGGCGCCGGGUGUCUCGGUGUUCCGGUCAGGAAGACACUACACAGUGUCAAUGGAAUUUGGCGUUGUUGUGCGCUAUGAUGGCAACCAGUUUAUGGACAUCAAAUUGAUUCAAGACUAUAAGAACACAUUGUGUGGAAUGUGUGGCAACUACAAUGGAAUCUCCAUUGAUGAUUUCCGCAAGCCGGACGGGACGGUGACCGGUGAUAUCAAUGACUUCGGACAUAGCUGGAACAUCGAUCCAGACUGUAAGAAACACAACAUCACUACGCCCGAAUGCAACGAGGAAGAUGAGAAGCUGUACGAGAGCUCCGCCUACUGUGGCCUUCUAUUGGACAAGAACUCACCUUUUGCUGUGUGUCACCCCAAAGUCAACCCCAAUAAUUACUUCCAAGACUGUGUCUUUGAUCUUUGCGCACUGGAUGGCGCUAAGCCUGCUUUGUGCGACGCCAUUGAAGCCUACGCCAAUGAGUGCCAGGACCGUGGGGUCCAAAUUGGACCCUGGAGGAACCAAACCUUCUGUCCGCUGAGCUGCCCCCCCAACAGCCACUACCAUCCCUGCGCGGACCCCUGUCAGGAGACAUGUUCCGGAAAGCCACCCUCCUGCGAGGGACCAUGCACGGAGUCGUGCGUGUGUGACCCCGGCUACAUUUUGAGUGGUGAACAAUGCGUGAACAGGAGUUCCUGUGGCUGCCAACACACCAACGGCCAGUAUUACCAGCCUGGAGAGGAGUUCUACGAUAAAGACUGCGAGCAAAAGUGCCGAUGCGACGCCCCUUCUGUUAGCUGUAAGCCAUCUCAGUGCCCCCCCAUGCACCAGUGUUUGCUUCUAGAAGGACACCUGGGCUGCUACCCUACCAGCUCUAAGGACUGCAUUGUCUACGGAGAUCCACACUACAACACUUUUGACAAGAAGUUCUACAGUUUUAUGGGCACGUGUACCUACACGCUGGCCAGAACCUGCCGGAACAACACAGGUCCGUGGUUCUCGGUGGAGGGCAAGAAUGAGGAACGAGGAGUGUCAGGAGUGUCGUACCUGAGAAAACUCUACAUCACUGUGGACGGAAUAACACUUACUUUGAUGAAAGCCAGGAGGACUCUGGUGAACGGGCGACGUGUAGCGCUACCUAAUUCGCCAUCUCCUAAGAUGACGGUCAGCCUAGCUGGUCAGUACGUCACCGUGCAGACGUCCUUUGGUCUUCGAGUACGCUGGGAUGGAAAGCAUCACGCCCAAAUCUCUGUCCCCAGUUCGUACUAUGACCAGAUGUGCGGACUUUGCGGCGACUUUGACGGAAACCCCGACAACGACUUCACCAAACCAGACGGCGCUCUGGUGGCCAAUGUCAACGAUUUCUGCAACAGCUGGCAGACGGAAAAAGAUGAGGAUGACUCGUGUUCGCCGGGCACCAAACCCGAUCCAGACUGCAAUCCCGAACUUCAGGCUGAGGUGGUGAAACCGGAAAAAUGCGGCAAAAUCAAUGAUACUGCUGGACCUUUCCGGGAGUGCCUCAACGUGGUGAAUCCCAGCCCGUUCUUCCAGAGCUGCGUGUACGACAUGUGUCAGUUUGAAGGUCAACAGCAGGUCCUGUGUGACCAAUUGCAAGCAUACACUGACGCCUGUCACAGCGCCGGAGUCAAAGUCCACCAGUGGAGGUCGCCACAAUUCUGCCCGCUGGAGUGUCCAGCCAACAGCUCGUACUCGCUGUGUGUGAGCUCCUGCCCUGAGACAUGUUUGGGAGUGGUAGGACCGCCAGGCUGUCAGGAUAUUUGCGUGGAAGGAUGCCAGUGUGACCCUGGAUUCAUCCUGAGCGACGACAAGUGUGUCCCCCUCAAAGACUGUGGCUGUGUCGACGCCAGCGGGACAUACCAUCCUGUGGGUGAUGAGUGGUUGUUGGAGGGUUGUAAGAAGAAGUGUUGGUGUCAAAGUGGACCGUUGAUGCAGUGUACUAACAACAGCUGUAACGCCAACACUGAAAGUUGUCAGCUCCACCAAGGAGAGUACCAAUGUCGCCCCCUAGGAAACGGUAUCUGUUCGGUGUCAGGGGACCCCCACUACACCACAUUUGACAAGCGGACCCACCACUACAUGGGGGCCUGCUCUUACACCCUGACAACGCCCUGCAACUCCUCCAACAGCAUGCCCUACUUCAGCGUAGCCACCCAGAACGAGCACAGGGGAAGUAACAAGAAGAUUUCUUACGUCAAGGCUGUGAUGAUUGACGUGAACGGUGUGACCGUCAUCCUCGACAAGGGACGAGUGGUCCAGGUUAAUGGGUCAGUGGUGGUUCCUCCCGUCAAGUUCAUCAGCGACAUGAUAAUUUACCUCAGCGGUAAGUUCAUCAUCCUGGAGACCUCUUUUGGAUUGAGGGUGCGAUUUGACGGCAACCACCACGUGGACGUCAAGGUGCCCACUUCCUACAAUGGGCAGCUUUGCGGAAUGUGCGGAAAUUUCAAUGGGAAUCCAAAAGACGACAACCUAAAGCCAGACAACACUCCCGCCGCUAACACAAACGACCUGGGAGACAGCUGGGAGGUUCCUGAUCCCCGACCUGAUUGUCGGAAUGGCGGUGGCCAGAACGACUGCGAUAUAAUGGUGGAGGAGGACGCCAAGAAACCAACAAGCUGCGGCAUGAUCACUGACCCUGACGGCGUCUUCAAGCCCUGCCACUCUGUCAUUCCUCCCGAGGCCUUCUUAGAAAACUGCAUAUAUGACAUGUGUGCCACGGGGGGGCAGACUGUGGCUCUGUGCCAAGCCUUGGAAAGCUACGCCGACAUGUGUGCUGUCGCUGGGGUCCCCAUUUCUUGGAGGAAUGCCACUUUUUGCCCUCUGAAGUGCCCCGCUGGUAGUCACUACACACACUGUGGUCCCGCAUGCCCACAACCCAGCUGCCAGGACCCUGCCGGGCCAGGCGGUGCCUGCGACCAACCCUGCGUGGAGGGCUGCGUCUGCAACACCGGCCUCAUUUUAAGCGGUGACAAAUGUGUGCCACUAAGCGAGUGCGGGUGCUUGGACAACGAGGGAAAAUACAAACCGGUGGGCGAUACCUGGUUUUCCGAGACGGACUGCUCGCAGCGUUGUAAGUGUAACAACAACUUGAAUGUGACCUGUGAGCCGUGGUGGUGUAGCCCAGCGCAGGAGUGCAAAGUGCUGGAUGGCGUGCUGGACUGCCACUCCACUAGUCAAGGUGUAUGUCAUGUCGCUGGAGACCCUCACUACUACACCUUCGAUGGCGUGAUGCACACCUUCAUGGGCACCUGCACCUACACUCUGGUCGAGGUGUGUAACACCACGAGGGUGACAACAUUCAAGAUAGUGGCGAAAAACGAGGAGCGCGGUCAACCAGAGGCGUCGUAUGUCCGUUCUGUGAAAGUUUACCUCCCUCAUGACACGGAAAUCGAACUACAGAAAGGCCGCAGAGUUCUGCUCAACGGUCGUCGUGUGCGAACGCCCAUUUCAGUGAGUGCCGCCGGCGCCAAGGUGAUAACCAGCGGCGCGUACAACCUGCUGGAUACAAAUUUUGGUCUGCAAGUGAAAUUCGACGGCGUUCAUCACCUUGAGAUCACUGUGCCCGGCGAAUACUUCAACAAGCUGUGUGGCAUGUGCGGCAAUUACAACCACAACACAUCUGACGACAACCUGAAGCCCGACAAGAAACCUGCCAAGGACGUCAUUGAACUGGGCAACAGCUGGAAGUCCGAGGGUGACAGUGACCCUGGCUGUCAACCAGACACUCGCCCGGAUGUCCACCCCAACUGCACGGCGGAGGAGGAGACGCAAUAUGAGGACCAGUGUGCCAGUGUCAUUCUGUCCGAUCGUUUCAAACCGUGCCACUCUCUGGUGCCCCCGGAGGCCUUCAUUGGGAACUGCGUGUACGACAUGUGCGAGUACGACGGCAUGCCGGCCACGCUCUGCGACAAUGUGGAGGCGUACGCUCAGGCGUGCCACAGCGCUGGCGUGACCAUUAGCUGGAGGAACCAAACGUUCUGUCCCUUGCCAUGCCCUCUUAACAGCCACUACUCCCAAUGCACCGCCCCCUGCCCUCCGACCUGCUCUGAUCUUUUCCCGAUUGUUUGCCAUCUGCCGCCCAGCGCCUGCGUGGAAGGCUGCCAGUGCGAUGCCGGCUUUGUCCUCAGCGACGGCAAAUGUGUGCCGCUCAACAAAUGCGGCUGCCUGGAUUCAGAUGGAGAGUACCAUGAUGUGGGAGACUCGUGGCUGACGGACAGAUGUGUUGAGAAGUGCGUGUGUGACCUGGGAGGCCUGAUCACCUGCAGGAUCCACAGCUGCGACUCCAACUCGGUGUGCGCCCUGGACAAACUUGGAGACGUCUACUGCAAGCCUGCCAAGUUCGACAAGUGCAGCGUGUCAGGGGACCCUCACUACCGAACUUUCGAUGGUUUUGCGCAUCACUUCCAGGGCCCGUACACUUACAUCCUGACUCGGGAUCACGACCUGCAUGGCUCGCUCGUGCCACUGACGAUACGGGGUAAGAACAUCCGACGCGGUGGGAACAAGAGGGUGUCCUUCCUGGACCAGAUGUAUGUGGAUGUUUACGGCGUCAACAUCAGGUUCCUGCAGAAGAAGGCAGUCCUGGUGAAUGGGGAGAGUGUUUCGCCACCUCUCAGCCCGGUUCACGGGUUAACCAUCACGAUGAACUCCAGACAGGUGCAGUUAGCCGCCGACUUUGGACUCACGGUGCGCUUCGACGGGAAAAGUCGUGGAGAGAUCAUUCUACCAAGCACCUAUCAGAACGCCGUGAGAGGGCUGUGCGGAAACUACGACGACAUCGCCAGAAAUGAGUACAUGAAACCGGACGGGAUGCUAGUCGGGAACCUGAAUGAGUUUGGAGAAAGCUGGCGCGUUAGCGACAGACUGUUUGACGGUCCCGGAAGUGAUGAACCUCCAAGCAGCGCACAGCUUUACAGGCGAAAAAGGGACACAGAACCAGAUUCAGGCUUUGAGACGUCCGACUGUUCUGAGGAUGAGCUGACCAUCUAUAACGACACCGCUAAAUGUGGAGCACUCGCUCAGCCGACUGGACCGUUUUCUGCCUGUCACGCGAUCUUACCACCUACAAGCUACCAGGACGACUGUGUGUUCGACCUGUGUGCUGAGAAGGGCAGUGAAGAGUUACGCUGUGCGAGCUACGAAGCUUAUGCUGCUGCCUGUCAGGAGGCAGGAGUCCCCCUGGGACCAUGGAGGCAACAACUAGCCUGUGAGUUGCAGUGCCAAGCGAACAGCAGCUACUUGUCCUGCAUGUCGCAGUGCCCCUCUUCCUGUGCCGACCUGGCGGCCCCUUCGCAGUGUGAUGUCACUUCCUGCGCGGAGGGCUGCCAGUGCAACGCUGGCUUCGUCAUGAGCGAGGGCGCGUGCGUGCCAUAUGCACAGUGCGGCUGCAUGUUCCUCGACAGAUACUACCCCCUGAAGGAAACCUUCGUGACAGAAGACUGUUCUCAGGCAUGUACAUGCACCGCCACUGGCGUCGUGUGCCUGGACAAAAGAUGCCAGGAGGGAUACGUCUGCACUGUCUACAACUACAAACGCGACUGCCAUAAAGCCAGUCCUUGCCUGAGUAGCCCGUGUCUCAAUGGAGGACUCUGUAACGAGGCCGGCAACGUCUCCUACACCUGUGUCUGCACUGAAGGCUACCAAGGACCCAACUGUGAGAUCGAGAUCACGCCUGAGACUGGAGGACUUGAAACCAAAUGGAUCAUCCUGAUUGCCGUGCUGGUGUCCCUGGUCGUCAUCAUCAUUGUUGUGGUCACCAUCGUGUGCGUUUGCAAAAGCACAAAAUCACACGUUUAUGUAAUUCAGAAGACGCUGUCAUCUCACAGUAGGAAAAACAAGAGCGAGGAUCAAGAUCUCAGCAUGAAUUCAACCAGGGUCCCCUAUGAAAACAUGGAUGCAGACAGAAGCAACAACAUGACCACUAUGUGAUCACACCUUGAAUUUUGGAAUUGUAUCCGAUAGUAAAAUACAUCAAAUGUCAUCUGGUCACAAUGCUCUUCAUAUAUAUUCUGUGUGUUAACUUAAGCAGUAACAAAUAAAAUACAUCAAAUGUGUGCUUUUUGUCCCCAUGUGUGUCUUCAAGCAGUAUGUUUAUUUUUUAUUUGUUAUUAUACACCGCAAAAUGUGCGCUUGUGUAUUUUUUUUAUGUUGUUUAGUUGGGUAGCAUAUUUGUA
Nerophis lumbriciformis (worm pipefish) is the source of this 19243-nucleotide messenger RNA. RefSeq names its product zonadhesin, like (gene zanl). Gene Ontology annotation, cellular component: membrane; extracellular matrix. NCBI's taxonomy places the organism in Eukaryota, Metazoa, Chordata, Actinopteri, Syngnathiformes, Syngnathidae. The record is from RefSeq and is a predicted model, not a curated record. Gene Ontology annotation, molecular function: protein binding.